This is a messenger RNA of Silurus meridionalis, 3567 nucleotides long. It is a transcript of the gene wee1, whose product is annotated as WEE1 G2 checkpoint kinase. The coding region runs from base 690 to 2534 and encodes 614 amino acids. The record is from RefSeq and is a predicted model, not a curated record. Gene Ontology annotation, cellular component: nucleus. Gene Ontology annotation, biological process: protein phosphorylation; mitotic cell cycle. The transcript has 10 exons. Gene Ontology annotation, molecular function: non-membrane spanning protein tyrosine kinase activity; ATP binding; magnesium ion binding. Lineage: Eukaryota; Metazoa; Chordata; Actinopteri; Siluriformes; Siluridae.
UUGGUCGACAGUGAGUCAUUUGACCAACGGUCGCGGGAACACUGUGAGCACGUUUGUUGUAGGUGGGAGGAGUAGCGUUCGCCAUUCAAACUAGUUUCGUAAACAAAAUCGAAUAUAUUCGGUAUAAUUUUAAGUAUUUGCGUAUUGAUCGUUUUUUACCCCCGCUUUAUUUACUUUGAUCUUAUAACGUACCGUUGUAUUUCGCGGACAUUACAUUUCGCUUUUAGCGUACUGACUCGUCUGGAGUUUGGGAGACUCGGAGAAGAAGAAGAAGCCAUUUUUUUUUUUCAAACUUGGCCGCUGUGCUCCGAGUUAGCGAGUGAGUUCAGUCGGUAAGAGCUGGUGUAACUCGGUUGUGUGGAUUUUGGGAUUGAGACUUGAUUGUAUUGUCGCAAUUUGACUGCGGAAGAGACGCAUUUUACUCAAGUGACAAGUUUAGAGGGAGUUGUAUUUCUCGAAGUGGAUCACUGGUUUGAGAGAAGUCGUUAGAUCUCCGCCGGGAGCUCACUGAGUCUCCCGUAAGUUUGAGUGGAUCGUGUUUGCUGGAAAUGCGUAGUUUACGUAUUUUCUUCUUACUGUUACCGUAAGUUUAUUCACUGAUAAUAGCGUUCGAGUACACCAUAUAAACGUGUGCGUCUGUUGUCGGUUUUGUGCAACUCUCCGAAAAAGAGAGUUCUCUGCUGGCCGAGAUGAGUUUCAGCUGCCGACGGCACGCAGACUUUUCCCCAAACCGACCCAUUCGCCAGAAGCUGCAGUUCUCGAACAGCGACGGCGAAGAGGACAGUAUCGAGGAGGCCAACAACAGCACCGGGGCCGAGUCCGGCUUCACCGAGCUGGAUUCUCCGCUGUCCCUGCGGCGAAGCAGCACGGACAAGCGACCCGACGAGUUGAACAGCAGCCCGCUGAGCCGGACCCGAGACGACGAUGACGCCGAGUCUUGGGACGAGGAAGGCUUCGGCUCUCCGUCCCAUCUGAAAGUGAGUUUCUGUGUGAAAGGCUCGCCAUCGCCGAGGAAGAGUCCGCGCGCCUACGACAGCUCGCCGGAGCGGACGUGCGUCCAGGACGACGCGGAGGGUUCGAGCUCACCCGUUCCCGACUGCCCUGAUACGCCACCCCAUAAAACCUUCAGGAAACUGCGGCUGUUCGACACUCCACAUACCCCGAAGAGUCUGCUGUCCAGAGCCAGGACUUCGGGCUCUACGAGCAGGAGAGUCGCUCUCUUCAAGAAUGUGGAUUCCAAAGGAAAGGCGAGUCUCGACGGAAGGCGAAACCAAACACCUCUGGUCAACAUUAACCCCUUCACCCCGGACUCGGUGGUCGUCCAGUCAUCAGCUCAACAAAGAAACAAUAGAAAGCGCUCUCACUGGAAUGACUCCUGUGGAGAGGACAUGGAGGCCAGUGAUGCUGAGAUUGAGGAGGAUAUUAUUCCACCUUCAAAGAGAAUUACAAUGAUGGAGAGUAACAUGAUGUCCAGAUAUGCAUCAGAGUUCCAUGAACUUGAAAAGAUUGGUUCUGGGCAGUUUGGCUCUGUGUACAAAUGUGUAAAAAGAUUAGAUGGCUGCAUCUAUGCAAUUAAGCGUUCCAAGAAACCUUUGGCAGGAUCUGUGGAUGAGCAAAAUGCACUUCGUGAGGUCUAUGCACAUGCAGUUCUCGGACAACACCCUCAUGUGGUGAGAUAUUAUUCUGCCUGGGCUGAAGAUGACCACAUGCUGAUCCAGAAUGAAUACUGCAAUGGUGGCACCUUGUCUGAUGCUAUUGCUGAGAACUACAGAUGCAUGCACUUUCUGUCUGAGCUGGAACUGAAGGACUUGUUGCUGCAGGUCUCUCGCGGACUCAAGUACAUCCACUCGACAGCGCUUGUGCACAUGGACAUUAAGCCAAGUAACAUAUUUAUUUCAAGGAAGUCUGCAGUGAGUGUUGAGGAGUUUGAAGAUGAGGAAGAUGGGCCCAGCACUAAUGUGGUAUACAAAAUAGGUGACCUAGGCCAUGUGACCAGGGUGACCAAUCCACAGGUUGAGGAGGGUGAUAGUCGAUACCUGGCUAACGAAGUUCUUCAGGAGGAUUAUAGUAACCUGACUAAGGCAGAUAUCUUUGCUUUGGCUCUGACUGUCGUCAGUGCAUCUGGAGCCGAGCCUCUGCCAACAAAUGGGGAACAAUGGCACAACAUCCGACAGGGAAUCCUACCCCACAUCCCACAAGUGCUCUCGCAAGAAUUUUUAAGUCUAUUAAAGCUCAUGAUUCAUCCUGACCCUACACAACGGCCAUCAACCUCUGACCUCAUUAAGCACCCUGUUCUACUGACAGCCUCAAGGAUGAAUGCUGAUCAGUUGCGUGUGGAACUUAAUGCAGAGAAAUUCAAGAAUGCCCUGCUCCAAAAGGAGCUAAAAAAAGCCCAGCUUGCUAAAGCUGCAGCAGAAGAAAGAGUUCUGUCUACAGACAGAGUCCUGACACGUUCCACAAUCCAGUCCAGCUCCAGAAGCUCUCGGCUUAUCGGGAAAAAGAUGAACCGCUCUCUAAGCCUCACAAUUUACUAACUGAACUUCAAAUUCAAAAUCAUUUGAGAAAGAAGAGUUUCCAGGUGCAGGAACAUUUGUGCUGUAUCAGAGAUUUCACAUGGAUGGUUUUCUUUUUCUUCCUGGUGGGACAGUAUGCAUUUUCUCAUGACUGUUUGUGCUCUACACUGUUCUGAUAAAAGCGUGGUGAUUUUUAAUGGAAGAAAAUCACACUUUCAUAGCAACUGAAAAUCUCAGUUCAAACUUCUCUUGCAGUUUGUACUGACCAUGGACUGCUUUAUAUUGCAUGGUCAAGUUUCUUUUUGCAAAAUUCCGUUUUUGCAUGUGUUUCACGUGUAGAUAUUUCUUAAGGUAGAAAACUUCCUUAUUGUUUUGUUUUCCUCUCUUCUCCAACUUUCACAGAGGUCUGCAUGUUGGUCAUUGCUUAUUAGAGCAGUGAUUUGUGAAAGUUUCAGACCUAAGACUUGUGCACCUUACUGCCUGUAAAAUGCCUUAUGUUGAGCAAUGAAGGUUGGGCCCUAUGUGUCAAUUACCGUUAAACCGAGCACUUUGGAGGGGAACUUGCCAGAAAGCCUGCUGCUAUUCAUGUUUGUCCGUAUCCAUUUGUGGUUGGAAAAUUUGAUAAUUUUUAUCAUUCUUUUUCCCCUCACCUUAAUCAUUGAUCUGUUUUGCCAUACAGACAUGUUGGAUUAUUUUCUCAGAGGUUAUGUCGUUCUUUUCCCACAUAUGCCUUUUUGUUUUUCAUGUAGAGCAGGAAUACAACUGAUCAUGUGAACAUGUUAUUUGGUUACAUUUAGAAACUGCAACUUAGCCUAAGUUCAUAUCACCAGUUGAAAUGUUUCCUUAGACUGUAAGCAAAAAUAAGACUUCAGCCUCAAGCCUGUUUGUAGCAUUAAAACAAUUGCAUUUUUAAAGCUUUCAGUUAGUCAUCAUUUUAUAAUCUGUAUUGCCACUGUACUAUUAUUAGGGUACUCUUUGGUUUCCCUUUUAGAUCUUGUACCAUAGCCUUGUUUUUUUUGUAAAUAUGUUCUUUUAAUAAACUAGAUCAACAAUU